CAGGUCUGAAGUCCUUCUCAGCAGUCAGAGUGUGUGGAUGAAUCCAACUGGAGGACAAAGCCCUUUGAUUGGAUCCCCAUAGCUGACUGACUGGUGUGGUGGAUACCCUGCUUGACCCCCACAUAGUCCUGAUUGUGGAGAGCUCUGACCAAGGGGGAAGAUUUUUAACGUGACACGCCGGACCAUGGACAGGAAGGGGAAAUGGGUGCUGAGCAGCGGUGCUUUGCUGGUGAUAUUCCUUGGUCGCAUGACCACAGCCUUAGAAGUGCCUCUUGACCCUGAGGUUCUGGAAGGAUUACCACAGCCUCCCACUAUAACCCACCAAUCCCCUAAGGAUUUCAUCAUCGACCCUCGGGAGAACAUCCUCAUCUACUGUGAGGCCAAAGGGAAGCCGCAUCCCAGCUUUUCCUGGACACGGAAUGGGACGCAUUUUGACGUGGAGAAGGACUCGAAGGUGUUGAUGAAGCCGAGCUCAGGGACGCUGGUCAUAGACAUCAGUGGGGAGAAGGCUGAGGCCUACGAGGGGAUCUACCAGUGUACCGCACGCAAUGAGCACGGGACCGCUGUUUCCAACAACAUCUUCAUCAGACAGUCGAGGUCCCCCUUGUGGUCGAAGGAGAGGAAAGAGGCAAUCAUGGUACAGGUGGGAGUGUCUCUGGUGCUGCAGUGUCGACCGCCUGCAGGCCUGCCCCCUCCCAUCAUCUUCUGGAUGGACAACAACUUCCAGCGCCUGCCUCAGAACACGCGUGUGUCCCAGGCGUUAAACGGAGACCUGUACUUCUCUAACGUCCUAUUGGACGACACCAGGAACGACUACAUCUGCUACGCCCGUUUCCCUCACACACAGACCAUCCAGCAGAAACAACCCAUCACUGUCAAAGUCCUGGACAUGGAUGCGAUCAAUGAAACUGUGGCAGCUAUGUACAAUUAUACGAACAAUUUAUUUGUUGACAGUCCAUCGGGGGAGCGGCGACCCAGCUUCAUGGCUCCUCUGGGGCGGAGCAGCACCCAGAUGGCCCUGAGGGGAGGGGUUCUGGAGCUAGAGUGUAUCGCUGAAGGACUUCCGACUCCGGAGGUGUCCUGGUAUAAGGAGAGUGGCGAUCUUCCUAGCAGCCGGAUGUCCUUCCACAACUUCCAGAAGACGUUGAAGAUCGCAGAUGUGAUGGAGGCGGACGCCGGGGACUACCGCUGCACGGCCAAGAACAGCCUAGGCUCCGCCCAUCACACCAUCAAAGUCAACGUCAAAGCGGCUCCGUUCUGGAUCAGUGCCCCCAGGAACCUGAUCCUGGCCCCGAAGGAGACGGGCAUCCUCACCUGCAGAGUCAGUGGAGACCCCAAGCCCCAAAUCGCCUGGUCCGUCAACGGAGUCCCCAUCAAAGACUCUCCGAAGGACACGAGUCGGAAGGUGGAGGACGACACAGUGAUUCUGAGCGACGUCCAGACCGGCUCCAGCGCUGUCUACCAGUGCAACGCCUCCAAUGAGUUUGGCUACCUGCUGGCUAAUGCUUUUGUCAAUGUGCUCGCCGAAGCACCAAGGGUGCUGACUCCCCCCAACAAUGUGUACCAGGUCAUCACCAACAAUCCUGCCUUCCUGGACUGUGCCUCGUUCGGCUCGCCCAUACCAACCAUCACAUGGUUUAAGGACAGCCAGACCAGUAUCCUGAAUAGAGACCCUUAUGUGAUCCAUAAUAACGGUACCUUAGAGAUCAACGUAGCCCAGUCCCUGAACAGUGGCAAGUACACCUGUAUAGCCUCCAACAACCUGGGAACCAGGGAGAACCAUGUCUACUUGGAGGUCAAAGAGCCGACGAGGAUCCUGGCCCAGCCAGAGUACAUGGUGGUCCAGAGGAACAGGAAGGCAGUGUUUGAGUGUAAAGUUAAACACGACCCCACCCUCAUCCCCACCAUGAACUGGCUCAAAGACAACGGAGAGCUGCCUGACGACGAGAGGUUCUUGGUGGACACUGACAGUCUGACCAUCAACGAAGUGACAGAGGAGGACGAGGGAACCUACACCUGUGUCAUGAACACCACCCUGGACCAGGACUCAGCUAGCGCCAUGCUCACCGUCGUUGAGGCUACUCCAACUCCUGCUAUUGUCUACGAGGAACCAGACCCUCCUACAGACCUGGAGCUGACUGACCAGAGGGAGAGGAGCGUCCAGCUCACCUGGAUACCUGGAGACGAACACAACAGCCCCACACAGAAGUUCCUAGUCCAGUAUGAGGACCUGCUCCACCAGGCUGGGGUGUGGCACAACCUGACAGAGGAGGAGGGCACCAAGACCACAGCCCACCUGGACCUGUCCCCCUACGCCUACUACUCCUUCAGGGUUCUGGCCGUGAACCAUGUGGGCUACAGCCAGCCCAGCCAGCCCUCCAGACAGUACAGGACCAAUCCUGCAGCUCCAGAUGUGAAUCCAACAGAUGUCCAUGGUGUUGGAACUGAACAUAAUAACUUAGUCAUCUCAUGGAAGGAGCUGACAGGCCUCCAGUCCAAUGGACCAGGACUACAGUACAAGGUGAACUGGAGACAGAAGGAUGUGGAGGAGGACUGGUUGUCUGAGACCGUGGCUAACACCUCCAAGUAUGUGGUGUCAGGCACACCCACUUUCGUACCCUACGAGGUCAAAGUUCAGGCGGUGAACGACUACGGAAACGGACCAGCGCCUGAGGCGGUGGUGGGGUAUUCUGGAGAGGACGUGCCCAUGUCAGCCCCAGAGAGUGUCCAGGUGCUGGUUCAGAACGGGACGCUAGCAGAGGUUCACUGGGAGCCUGUCCUCACCUCCAUGGUCAGGGGACGACUCCAGGGCUACAAGGUGUCCUACUGGCGUGAGCGUAGCCUCCACCAGGCAGAGGCUCAGCAGGAGGAACAGCAGGUGUUGCUCUUGAGUGGGAACAGGACUGACGGCAGACUACCAGGCCUCAAACCCUACAGCCUCUAUACACUGAACAUCAGGGUGGUCAACGGCAAGGGAGAGGGGCCCCCCAGCCCCAACCACAACUUUGAGACCCCAGAAGGAGUCCCUGGUCCUCCUUCCUUCUUGCGUAUAAAGAACACCGACAUGGACUCUCUGACGCUGGAGUGGGGUCCUCCACAGGACAACAAUGGUCGCCUCACCGGCUACACACUCAAAUACCAGCCAGUCAACAGCUCCAAUGAGCUUGGUCCCGUUGAGGAGAUGAUGUUCCCAGCCAAUGAGACCACCGUAAUCCUGGCCGACCUCAAGUACAGCACCCGCUAUAAGUUCUACUUCAACGCUAAGACCAUCAAGGGCUCCGGCCCAACUAUCACAGAGGAGGCUGUCACUAUCAUGGAUGAAGCCUUUAUUCAGCAACCCAUAGUAGAUGUGUUCAAAGGCUACACAGAACCCCAUCUUCCAAUCUCUCCCAUCACUCAGUCUCUGCGCCCCCCGUUUCACAAGGUGCGUCCGAUAGGCCCGGCGUUCACCAAUGUAAACUCCUCUGUGGUGGGAGAGGAGGGAGCAGUGAUAAGUUGGGAAUACUUUGGACCAGAUAAGAAUGUGUAUGUGGAGUAUAUUGUAGAAAACAGUAAAGAAGACUGGACAAAAGAGUGUGUAAACGGCAGUAGCGGGUCUCAGACCCAUCUGAUAAAGGGCUUAAAGCCGGGGACGUCCUAUAGGGUUCGGCUGGCAGUGAAAGAUCACUCUGAGGCUACCAUACACAGUACAGAGGAGCUAGUGAUAACGCUGCCAGAAGCAAUGAAAAGCGACCAGGUAGACCUAGCCACUCAGGGUUGGUUCAUAGGGCUGAUGUGUGCCAUCGCUCUCCUCAUCCUCGUCCUUCUCAUCAUCUGCUUCAUCAAGAGGAACAAGGGAGGGAAAUACCCAGUGAAAGAAAAAGAGGAUGCUCAUCAAGACCCAGAGAUCCAGCCUAUGAAGGAUGAUGAUGGGACGUUUGGAGAGUACAGUGACACGGAGGACCACAAGCCUCUGAAGGGCAGCCGGACGCCGUCCAACGGAACGGUGAAGAGGGACGACAGUGAUGACAGCCUGGUGGACUACGGCGAGGGAGGGGAUGGGCAGUUCAACGAGGAUGGAUCCUUCAUCGGCCAGUACAGCGGCAAGAAGGAGAAAGACACGCAUGAGGGCAACGAGAGCUCCGAGGCCCCCUCGCCGGUCAACGCUAUGAACUCCUUCGUCUAGGUAGAGAGACAGUCACCGCUAGCCGAUGGCGAUGCCAUGACGACUGGCUGCCAUGGAAACCGUCACUGUGGUGACCUGACCUGUCACCAUGGAGACCUGCCACCAUAAGGACGUGUCACCAUGGAGACUCAUCACCGUGGUGACCUGUCACUGUGGCCACCCAUCACCUUGGCUACUUCUGUCACACCCUGUCAUCUCUCCACAGCCUGCCCCUCCUGCCCGCCAACUCCCCACCCCCCCAUCACACUGUGACUACUCUCACCACCCUCACUAUCACACGAUGGGAGAAACAACUAACCAACCAGAACAGACAUGAGAAAAAGAACCUUAGAACCUUUUGAAAAAGUAGAAGGAGGGAUGUAGGAGCCCAGAAACAGACAGAGAGAGAUGGAAGAUGUAGGAGCCCAGAAACAGACAGAGAGAGAUGGAGGAUGGAGGAGCCCAGAAACAGACAGAGAGAGAUGGAGGAUGGAGGAGAAGGCAUCACUGACAAGCAGGAAGUGGAGGAAUGUAUUCCAGGAGCAGACUGGGUUGGUUCUCAUCACCCAGACUGCUCCACAAAGUGCUGGAGAGGGCAUGUGUGUGUUAGGGCCAUUUUAGCUUUUGCAAACGUAUAUAUGAUGACAUAUAUAGAUCGUUGUCUUUUUGCAAACAAUGAUAUCCAUUAGAAUAUAUAUUUUCUCCACAUCACCCAACAUGGCAGUCAACAGUAUACAUUUUUCCAUUCUAUACAUCCAUCUGCUUCUGAUUAAUAUACUGCAUGGAAUGAAUGAUUUUCUAAACCAUUACACACGGAAUCAUACUGGUGUCUAGUGUGGGAGCAGAGAUUCACGUUGACUGACUGUACGCGAUGACGGAGCACCUUCAACUACUGGUUAUGCCUUUCAUCGUCUUACCUUUCUACUGUCAGAAGUGUUAUAUUGGUAUUAUAAUACGGGGAAAAACUAUGGCGUCAUCAAUGUCUUUGUGAACAUUGCUGUGAAAAGUGUGACUCAGUUUAAAUGCUAUUGUGACAUGUCAUUUUUGCAAGACAGGAGGUGUUUGUAUAUAUAUUGUAAUAGCAGAACACAUCUAUGGACUGGAUGGUCAGGGAUAAACACAUUUCUAGUUUGUAGCCCUGAAGAGAAAACGAGUGAUAAUUAAUACAGAAUAACACCGACACUCCACACCUCUCUCCAACGAUCCUACACUCACACACAGACGUUGCUGUUUGUCUUUCUUGUUGUUUAGUUGUCUUCCGUUCCACCAGACACAUGGUCUUGUUGCAGUGGCUCUGCUAUCUAACAUGGAGAUUGGAACAGACCCAUUGUGCAUACAGCCUCACCACACACUCAGCUGAGACUGCAUACAGCCUCACCACACACUCAGCUGAGACUGCAUACAGCCUCACCACACACUCAGCUGAGACUGCAUACAGCCUCACCACACACUCAGCUGAGACUGCAUACAGCCUCACCACACACUCAGCUGAGACUGCAUACAGCCUCACCACACACUCAGCUGAGACUGCAUACAGCCUCACCACACACUCAGCUGAGA
Messenger RNA from Oncorhynchus keta (chum salmon), 5704 nucleotides. It is a transcript of the gene nrcama, whose product is annotated as neuronal cell adhesion molecule a. The coding region runs from base 185 to 4165 and encodes 1326 amino acids. Gene Ontology annotation, molecular function: cell-cell adhesion mediator activity. Gene Ontology annotation, biological process: brain development; cell-cell adhesion. The transcript is spliced from 32 exons. The record is from RefSeq and is a predicted model, not a curated record. Lineage: Eukaryota; Metazoa; Chordata; Actinopteri; Salmoniformes; Salmonidae.